This is a messenger RNA of Parastagonospora nodorum SN15, 921 nucleotides long. RefSeq lists its product as hypothetical. The record is from RefSeq and is a predicted model, not a curated record. Bases 1 to 921 code for a protein of 306 amino acids. The transcript has 3 exons. NCBI's taxonomy places the organism in Eukaryota, Fungi, Ascomycota, Dothideomycetes, Pleosporales, Phaeosphaeriaceae.
AUGUAUAGAUCAUCGUUCUACGCGUCCACAAUAAAGUUGCCCAGGAGCCCGCAUCCCCAUGCGCUUCCUAGACAACUCGACUUCCUCGAAGAUUUUGACAGCGAUGGAGGCUUGUACCGACAGGGCUCACGACAAGAAUCCCGCGAUUUCACAGAUACCGAAGAUGAUGACGAGAACAUCGCAGACGUAAAGCGCGAAUAUGAGCUCUUGAUCCGAAGAGGGUGGACAUACUCGGUCGCCAUGGUGGUCACUACGAUUUUCCUUGCAAAAGUUUGCCCGCUCUCGGGACUCGCCGCAGUCACUCUUCUGUUCCUCGUCACAUAUCCUCAGAGCGAUGUUUAUUACGCCAUCGGUGACCUGCUACCAUGGAGCAAGGUGCCCGAGGAUGUAAAAACUGCCCUGCAUCGACGACCAAGCUUCAUAUCUGCUCGUGCCGGUAUUCACCCUGACAUGGACCCCCAUCGCCGCUUUGAAGAAUCCUUGACGCACGCUGCACGUCUCGUCAUGCGCCAGCUCUCUGAGUCCAUUAAGUCAAUCGUGUCCUAUACGCUAAGAUAUAUUCUCCUUCAAGCUGGAUUGCAGCUCCAUGUCACCAUUGCGCAGCACCUCGGUGCUCUCUUCCGCGCUGGUGAAGACGUCACCGGCUUCUUCCCGCGCUACGUAGCAAAUAUGAUGUCGAUGCAGAACCUAUUUCGCCCCGAUGGCUUCGCAGACUUCACCAGCAACCGAGUGUCUACGAUCAAGUGGUGGUACGGUUGGAUCAGCAGUCUUACUCGGGACCUCAUAUGGUACUUGCCAAAAUACUUGGUGACAGGUUUCGGCAGGUUGCUGGUAAAAUCUGUUGCUAUACUCGAAGGGAUCGUUGCGAGCGAACACUUGGCUGAAGAUGUGAAAGAAAAAAUCCAGCAAUUCCUGGGGUAG